This is a messenger RNA of Choloepus didactylus (southern two-toed sloth), 1705 nucleotides long. RefSeq names its product G protein-coupled receptor 101 (gene GPR101). Gene Ontology annotation, biological process: adenylate cyclase-activating adrenergic receptor signaling pathway. Gene Ontology annotation, cellular component: membrane. The record is from RefSeq and is a predicted model, not a curated record. Gene Ontology annotation, molecular function: G protein-coupled receptor activity. NCBI's taxonomy places the organism in Eukaryota, Metazoa, Chordata, Mammalia, Pilosa, Megalonychidae.
AUGACACCCGCCUGCACCAAUAGCACACGCGAAAGCAACCACAGCCACACGUGUGUGCCCCUCUCCAAAAUGCCCAUCAGCCUGUCACAUGGUAUCAUCCUCUCAAGUGUGCUGCUGAACUUCCUCACCGCCUCGUUCGUCGGCAACGUGGUGCUGGCGCUAGUGCUGCAACGCAAGCCGCAGCUGCUGCAAGUGGCCAAUCGCUUCAUCUUUAACUUCCUCAUCACCGACCUGCUGCAGAUUUCACUCGUGGCCCCCUGGGUGGUGGCCACCUUUGUACCUCUCUUCUGGCCCCUCAACAGCCACUUCUGCACGGCCCUGAUUAGCCUCACCCACCUGUUCGCCUUGGCCAGUGUCAACACCAUCAUGGUGGUGUCAGUGGAUCACUACCUGUCUAUCAUCCACCCUCUCUCCUACCCGGCCAAGACCCAGCGCCGGGGCUACAUGCUCCUCUAUGGCACCUGGAUCGUGGCCAUUCUUCAGAGCACACCCCCACUCUACGGCUGGGGCCAGGCUGUCUUUGACCAGCGCAAUGCCCUCUGAUCCAUGCUCUGGGGAACCAGACCCAGUUACACCAUCCUCAGCGUAGCGUCCUUCAUCGUGAUUCCAUUGAUUGUCAUGAUUGACUGCUACUCCGUGGUGUUCGGGGCAGCCCGGCGGCAGCACGCUCUGCUGUACAACGUCAAGAGCCACAGCUUGGAGGUGUGCCCCAAGGCCUGUGUGGAGAAGGAGAACGAAGGGGUAGAGAAGAAGGAUGAGUUCCAGCAUGAAAGCGAGUUCCAAGAUGAGGCCAGGACCAAGGAGAGCAGCGUGGAGGCCAAAGAGGGCAGCAUGGAGGCCAAAGAGGGCAGCAUGGAAGCCAAGAAAGAUAGCGCAGAGACCACUGAGGCCAAGGGCAUUGAAGAGAUCAGAGAGAGUAGCAUGAUAGCCAGCAAAGGCAACUUGGAGGCCAAGGCAGGCAGUGUGAAAGGGAAGGAAGGCAGCACCAAAAUUGAGGGGAGCAGCAUGAAGACAGACAAGAGCUGCAUAGAGGUCAGUCAGUGCAACAUUGACUUGGGUGAAGAUGACCUGGAGUUUGGUGAGUGUGACAUGGAGUUCGGUGAAGACGACAUCAAUUUCAGUGAGGAUGACAUUGAGGCAGUGAACAUCCCAGAGAGCCUCCCACCCAGCCGUCAAAACAGCAAUGGUGACCCUCCUCUUCCCCAGUGCUACCAGUGCAAAGCUGCCAAAGUGAUCUUUCUCAUCAUUUUCUCCUAUGUGCUGUCCCUGGGGCCUUACUGCUUUCUAGCAGUCCUGGCUGCGUGGGUGGAUGUCCAAACCAGGGUACCCCAGUGGGUGAUCACCAUAAUAAUCUGGCUUUUCUUCCUGCAGUGCUGCAUCCACCCCUACAUCUAUGGCUACAUGCACAAAACCAUCAAGAAGGAAAUCCAGGAUAUGCUGAAGAAAUUCUUCUGCAAGGAAAAUCCCCCAAAAGAAGGCAGCCACCCAGACCUGCCUGAAACAGAAGGUGGCACAGAGGGUGGGACUGAAGGCAAGAUCAUACCUUCCCAUGAUUCUGUCACUUCACCUUGAAGUCAGUUCUCCAGCAAACCUUUGAACUGUCCACCAUGCAGAAAACAAGAGCAGCUUUCUUUUAAAUGGACCAUCCACAGUUCCAUUAAUGAAUACCAUUCCAUUCUAGGCAAAGGUGUCACUCGCACAUCCU